Molecule: messenger RNA, 438 nt
Organism: Tympanuchus pallidicinctus (lesser prairie-chicken)
Lineage: Eukaryota; Metazoa; Chordata; Aves; Galliformes; Phasianidae
Gene: IER3IP1
Product: immediate early response 3 interacting protein 1
Exons: 3
Coding region: 43-291 (82 amino acids)
Biological process (GO): endoplasmic reticulum to Golgi vesicle-mediated transport
Cellular component (GO): Golgi membrane; COPII-coated ER to Golgi transport vesicle; endoplasmic reticulum membrane
Source: RefSeq, a predicted model, not a curated record
GCAGGCCCCGCCCUCCCCGCCACGUCCGUGCCCCGCCUCACUAUGGCGUUCACGCUGUACGCGCUGCUGCAGGCCGGGCUGUUGGUGGUCAAUGCCAUCGCCGUGCUGCACGAGGAGCGCUUCCUUCGCCACGUUGGCUGGGGAAGCGAUCAAGGGAUUGGAGGAUUCGGAGAGGAACCGGGAAUCAAAGCACAGCUGACGAACCUCAUUCGAUCCAUACGGACCGUGAUGAGAGUGCCACUGAUAGCUGUGAACUCCGUGACAAUUGUGCUCCUCCUCUUGUUCGGUUGAAGAUUCCUGUUGGCAAAAUCUUUUGGACAUCCAAAGAAGCGAAUUGCUAGCCUCAUUGCUCUGAGUUUUCCGGGGAUACAGCACGGUUUAACUGUCAGUUUGCCGUUCAACUUAAAAUAAUAAAAGACACUGUUUGUAUUUAUCCUA